CUCUCUUCCUUUACGCUGUUCUCCUCAACUUGUUAUUAUAUCCCACCUCUUACCUUUCGCCGGUUCGAUCCGAAACGCAGCCGUCAACCAUUACUGUAAGAUUGCCGUCGGCGUCUAUAUCCUCGUCCAGCCAUCAUGGCUCCAAACGAUCUCUCAACCGCCAUAACCAACAGGUCUUUACGGACCAUCAAAACAGAACUGGAAUUCCUCUGCGACUCAUCCGUUAUCACACCUGGCCAACUUUCCUCAAUUCUUUCACAACUCCCAAGCCAAACACAGCUACACGCUCCCUUGCCGCAGUCGACGGCGGAUACCGGCUUCACGCCUCCCUCAGUACCUCCACCAUCUUACGCAUCAGCCCCGCCCGUUCUGUGCAUGGCUUCGGCACUCUACGCAUACACACCAACCGACGCAGGUGAUUUGGCCUUACAAGCCAACGACCGGAUUCAAGUUCUUGAACACAUGAACAACGACUGGUGGCGUGGUAGGAACGAGCGAACGAGUAUGGAGGGUAUUUUCCCAAGAACAUACGUUACCAUUAUCGAUGAGAAACCGGCAGCCAUCCCUCCACAACCGACAAACUACGGAAACAUGCCACUCGAAGUUGCAAACUCCGGCUCAAGCAGCCAGGCAGGAAGGAAACCAAGCAAAUUCGAAGAAAAUGGAAAGAAGUUUGGCAAGAAGAUGGGCAAUGCUGCUAUCUUUGGCGCGGGUGCCACCAUCGGCUCCAACAUCGUCAACGGUAUUUUCUAGUCGUAUAUUUGCCCCUCGACUUUUCUAUUUGCUCUAUUCCAUACUUUUGGUUUCCAUACGGGUCGUCUGGUUAAUGGGAUGGCAAUUUGCUUUUCUGUGCCCUUUGUCAUACGAGUGGCGUUUACGGUGUGACCGGUAUCGAAAUACAUUUAUCGGGUGGUUUUUGAAAACAACGGACCGGAAAUCAAAUUCCCAUGUUACGAAACAUGGCUGACAUAGGAAGACUUUUUUCCCCCCCCAGAGCCUUUUGAGGUUUACGGGUUGAAUAUAUCUUGCUUACUGUUAUUAAAAAUCUGGAACAAGGAUUCCAAUGAAUCAUGCGAAGUGGAAGGGGUUGCAUCGAUAUUCCUAGUUUAGCGGUGAUGGCUAUGCCACACUCGACCCCCUGGACAAGUUGUCGCUCCAGCAUCUCGCUGAUUUGGUUAAUCACUCCUCAUAAAUAUUUUCGCCGGAUCUCCGCUGCCCUAAGUUAGAUUUCUUGAGCCCUUUUAUGAUCUGCCGAUGGUUUAUUACGUUGGCUUCCUGCGAAGCCUUCACGGUGUAACCCGGCGUUCAGUCACAUUCUCUAUCCUUCCUUUCCCUUCACUGAUCGAUUUGGAAUUCUUUCUUCACUCUUGAAUUUUAUUUUUAUUUUUCUUAUUUUUUUCUUUUUCUUUUUCGAAGAAGCUACCUUUGAACUAACAUCCUUUCGUCCGUUCUUCCCUUUAAUCGUGUCUUUUACCUUGUAUGUGAGAUCAUAGAGGAGAGUUUGAUUACU
Coccidioides posadasii C735 delta SOWgp is the source of this 1510-nucleotide messenger RNA. RefSeq lists its product as uncharacterized. Gene Ontology annotation, biological process: protein transport to vacuole involved in ubiquitin-dependent protein catabolic process via the multivesicular body sorting pathway. The record is from RefSeq and is a predicted model, not a curated record. NCBI's taxonomy places the organism in Eukaryota, Fungi, Ascomycota, Eurotiomycetes, Onygenales, Onygenaceae. Gene Ontology annotation, cellular component: ESCRT-0 complex. Gene Ontology annotation, molecular function: protein binding.